Messenger RNA from Darwinula stevensoni, 2256 nucleotides. NCBI's taxonomy places the organism in Eukaryota, Metazoa, Arthropoda, Ostracoda, Podocopida, Darwinulidae. The record is from the annotation of a GenBank genome assembly.
UUGAGUUCGAUGCGGUUUCAGAUGACUCCGAUUCCCGUGUAGUCCUUAGGCUCUUCUCAUGCAUGGGUGUCGGAGUUAAUUGAAAAGGAGUCGAACUCAGCUGAAAAACCUGCAGGAUCCAAGCAUAAUUUCAUUGAUUGGUCAGCAUCUGGUAGGGUUUAUUUAAUUUGUUAGGCAUACUCUGUUGUCUUGUUGCAGAUUUGGCUGUCUAAUUUAUAUAGUGUGAGAGCUCACUUAGUGUGUGCCUGUUUCUCCUUUCACAACUGAGUGACACAUCCAUUUUUGUCUGGGUAGGGCUGGUUCCUGGGCUCAAGCCACGAGUAGCCUGUCAUGGAUGCAUCAUUAGGCCUUCAAUCUUCACAAGGACCUUUUGUUGAUCAGAAACUCAGCUGAGUUUUGGUGAGGAAUAGACCUAAUUCAAACAUUUUUUUCUGCAUUUGAGUUUGAUUCCCUUCAAAUUACUUCAACAUCUACAUGUGACUACUCCUAUGAAUGAGUGGUGGAGUCUUUGGAAAGGUGUGAAGCUUAACUGAAAGAAAUAGAAGCUGCACUUGCUUGUCAGUCAGAGGCUUUAAUAAAAAUCAUUGCAAUACUUUGAGUAAUCUUUGAUUAGACUUAGACCGGCUGAUGUCAGCCGGUCUAAGCAGAGCUAGAAUGUCAAAUGAUGCAUCAGAUGCCCUGGAAGAAGAAGUUGAAGCCCUCCAAGCAAUUUUCUUGGAUGAGCUGGAGAUUCAAUGUGAUGAAUCAGGAAAAGUAUCUGAUAUUCAGAUGAAGAUUGUUCCAGCCACUGGCCAGAUAGCUGACCAGCAAUUUGUCUCCAUCACAAUGAAGUUCCAUCUGGACCAUGGGUAUCCAGCUGUAGCACCAAGAAUCUCCUUUUUGAAUCCUCGGGGUAUUAGUCAGGUCAUGGAAACUCAGCUUGUUGCUGAUUGUAGAAAGAGAUUGGAUGGAAGGAACAUUGGGGACCCCAUCUUGUAUGAGUUGAUUGAAUUAGAGGUCAUGAUCCUGUUGCAGAUGGUUCGAGAGCAACUCACCUUCAAUAAUAUCCCCAGUGCUCCCUGUCCAAUCUGCCUUACGAAUUUCGAAGCUGAUGAUGACCUCAUGAAGACUGACUGCUAUCAUCAUUUCCAUAGCCAUUGUUUUGGUCGUUAUAUGUCAACCAUGGUAUCAUGGUUCAAAGAAGAGGAGAAGCAGUGGCACCUUGAGAAUCCAUACAGUCAAGAAAAAUUUGUGAGGCAGGGCAACACUGACGAUUCCAACUCUUCAGAGAGGUUUGACAGACAAGGUCAGAUGCAGAAGUAUGAAAAGCUGGAGAAAAUUGGAGAAGGGACAUACGGGACAGUAUUCAAAGCCAAGAAUCGAGAGACACAUGAGAUAGUGGCACUCAAAAGGGUUCGCCUUGAUGACGAUGACGAAGGAGUCCCUUCCUCUGCUCUUCGGGAAAUUUGUCUUCUUAAAGAACUGCAGCAUAGGAACAUUGUGCGUCUGCAUGAUGUGCUGCAUAGUGAAAAGAAGCUCACCCUUGUGUUUGAGCAUUGUGAUCAAGACUUGAAAAAGUACUUUGACAGUCUCAAUGGAGAGAUUGACUCAGAUGUUGUAAAGUCAUUCAUGUAUCAGUUGCUGAGAGGCCUGGCUUUCUGUCACAGUCAUAAUGUCCUGCAUAGAGACCUGAAGCCGCAAAAUUUACUCAUAAACAAAAAUGGGGAAUUGAAAUUGGCUGACUUUGGGUUGGCUAGAGCAUUUGGAAUUCCUGUGCGUUGCUACUCAGCAGAGGUGGUCACUCUCUGGUACCGGCCACCUGAUGUUUUGUUUGGUGCCAAAUUGUAUACUACAUCAAUCGACAUGUGGUCUGCUGGUUGCAUAUUUGCAGAGCUUGCAAAUGUUGGUCGACCUCUUUUCCCUGGGAGUGACAUUGAUGAUCAGCUGAAGCGAAUAUUCAAACUUCUUGGUACACCAACAGAGGAAACAUGGCCUGGAGUGACUCAGCUACCUGACUACAAGCCCUUUCCACUUUAUCCACCAUCAAUGCCUUGGACGCAAGUUGUCCCAAAGCUGAAUUCAAGAGGGCGGGAUCUCUUACAAAAAUUGCUCGUGUGCAACCCAGCUGGAAGGAUAUCUGCUGAUGAAGCCAUGCAGCAGCCAUACUUUGCUGACCUCAGUCCCAUUAUGGUAUUCCAUGAUCUCCACCAGUCUCAGUUCAUCAAUAAUUCACGAUCAGACGUCUCCCAUAACUGUGUUGCUUGCUGUUACAUUGUU